GUAUGCAACUGCGUUCUUAUGGUCGCAUACCUGGAGCAACGGAGGCAUUUUCACAGUCCUUGCUUAGCUGGGCUCACCUUGAGACCUUACGGUGCGAAGAGCUCACCGACGAUGCUCUAGUUUACCUUGCGGCGUUACCCUGCCUCAAGGAGCUUACUUUUUCAGUCUUGCACAAUACCUCUUUUCGCAGACUAAGGUCACGUAUUGCCAGAAAACCAUUUCAACGCAUUGAAGAUAUCUGGUUCACUGUCGUCGACAUGGAUCAGGCAACCCAAUUUGUAUCGGAAAUGGGUAUCUCUCCUAGCUCGAUUAGAGUUUGGUCUCGAUACAACACAUGCUCAUCACGAGCCGAGGAUCUCUUCGAUGCGGUUGCCAAGCACGCCAGCCCCGUGUUGAAGUCGCUAAUCGUUAGCAGCACUGAUGAAAGCGAGCUUGCCUCACAUCCACCUUCAUCUUCCUUCACGGUACGGGCAAAUACCCUCUCAAUCAGUAGUUUUCGACCCAUUUUCAAAUGUUCUCACCUUACAAGUCUCCACGUCCACGUUGCUUGUGCUUUGACCCUGAACGACCAAGAUCUGAUUGAACUUGGUCGUUCACUUCCGUUUCUAAAAGACCUCGACCUGAACACGGGCGUUGGCUCACAGACACCGUCAAAUGUGACAUUCUACGGGUUCUUCUGGCUCUUGACCCUCUGCCCCCAUCUGUACCAUAUUGGCAUUAGCUUCAACGCCGAAGAUUUAAGCUCCGUUGACCCUACCUCCGACGUGUUGCCAGAGAAGCGCCCACCAAUGCCACCUCCCCAUAAAACAGUACUACUCUUCGUGGGCGAAUCCCGCAUCCAGCACCCUCAAAAGGUUGCGGAGAUUCUGGACGUUGUUUUUCCUCGCCUGGAAUUUGUCGAAUGCUGGGACAGCGAACCUCAAAUUCCCUUUGACGCAGAACGAUCUGAGGUGGCAGCAGUGCACUCGCGACGCUGGAGGGUGGUCGAGAGUCAGAUCAGACGACGCAGGAGAGAUCGCAAACGGUUCGAGACGCGGUGGGCGAAGGUGCGAAAAGAGAUGAAGAAGCACUUUCGAGAGGAUCAAGACGGGGACUCAGGUUCACAGUCCGAUGAGAGCGAGAGCGAAAACGACGAGGCUUUAACUGAUAGUAGUACAUCAGAGGAGGAGUAG
Molecule: messenger RNA, 1172 nt
Organism: Coniophora puteana RWD-64-598 SS2
Lineage: Eukaryota; Fungi; Basidiomycota; Agaricomycetes; Boletales; Coniophoraceae
Exons: 1
Source: RefSeq, a predicted model, not a curated record